This is a messenger RNA of Metarhizium robertsii ARSEF 23, 660 nucleotides long. RefSeq names its product aspartic protease. Gene Ontology annotation, molecular function: aspartic-type endopeptidase activity. The record is from RefSeq and is a predicted model, not a curated record. Gene Ontology annotation, biological process: proteolysis. Lineage: Eukaryota; Fungi; Ascomycota; Sordariomycetes; Hypocreales; Clavicipitaceae. The coding region runs from base 1 to 660 and encodes 219 amino acids. The transcript has a single exon.
AUGAAGGUCAUUUACCUCACAUGUUGGCUCUCGAGCCCGCUACUGCUUGUUAGCAGCCAGGCUACUGCCCAACCUGGAAGGAAUUUAGAAGUUAGCGAGAUCCAGAAGAUCACGGACGCUUCUCAAGGUGGCUUCCGCCCUUUUAUUGAGUUUUCAGUUGCAGGCCAGGUUAUGAGAGGCUUGCUUGAUACAGGAAGUAGUGACUUGAAUAUUCCGAAAACGGGAAGCGAGUUCUGUCGUGGCGAAGGAGAGCAGUGUGACGGGCGUGCCACCGGCUUCAAGGCUGGAUCGCUUGACGUCAAUAAGAACAAAACCGAAAUUCGAGACCUAAAUAUUCCCCUAAACGCAACUUUUACCGGAGGAGCCGCAUUCGUUGGUACGUUUAUCGAAAGUUCUCUUCAGGUUACUCCCGGCGGAAAAGAGGUUCCCGUGCGGAUGGGCCUCGUGGAAUCAGGAGGCGUGCCUCCCGGUCAAGUCAGCUUUCCAGUCAUGGGCAUUGGCCCAAUUCAAGGAGAAUCUGCGAAAGAUCCAUAUCCAAAUGUCCCAGCUCGGUUUAAACAAGAUGACCUAAGCAAAUCAAACGCAUAUGGCCUUUAUCUUGGAGACUUCCGUAAGUAUAUAUAUAUAUAUAUUUUUAAUCCCAUUUCCCUAUUUUCUUAG